AUGACUCUUCGAAUGAGAGAGUGCAAUCGAACGUACUACGGCGUGGUGGGCAAGACCUACGAACUGCAGGUGCACUGGCCGCUGCAGACCAAGCGAACACCGCCCUGCAACCUGACGCUAGUGGCUGCAGGUGGGCCGCACGGGGACCUCAUACAGCUGGCCUUCCAUAAGUUUUCUCUGGGCAAGUUCAACUCCAACACGGACCACGGGUGUCCUCAUGGCCACAUGCAGGUCAUAGAGAACCAGAGAAUAUACAGUGUUACCAGAGCCAUCACUUUCAUUAUAUAUGUUAAUCUGGCUGUGUCCAACAAUCUGCAUAUUUUGAAAUGCCAUUCUUUUAAAGAUGAUGAUGAUGAUGCUAAUCUUAAUUGCUAUCGCCUCCCUGACCGUGUCCUUGGCUUCCAGACCCGGCUUCUGGUGCGGCGAUGGCGUCGGCCUCGAGAUGUACUACUCGGAGACGCCGUCCGUGUCUGUGAUCAUCACCGGCUUCCCACCGACAACGACCUCACCGCCCUCGACGCCUUCUCCAGCUUCUACUUCAAGAUGUCCUACAAGUUCCUCCGCCGCGAGUCGGCCGUCGUGCGCUACGGGCUGCCCUCGGAGCCGAAAUACCUGGGCCUCCGCGACUCCACGACCGUCUGCAACGCGCUCUUCACCAACUGCGACCAGCGUCCGUGCUACGUCCAGUCGCCCAACUUCCCCGGCAUGUACCCCAGGAACACCACCUGCUACUACCACCUGAGUCAGACCCGCCUGAUGGAGGGCAAGCGCGCCGUGAUCGCCCUCAGCCAAGACGACGGCCGCCUCGUGCACGUCAAGAGCGCCGUGCAGUCCCACGACACCACGGAGCGCCACCUCAAGCUGUACGAGGAGUGCUAUUACGUCGGGGAUUACGUGCGGGUGUACGACGGGCCGUACACGACGUCUCCCGUGCUGAUCACCUUCUGCCGCGGCGCCAACGUGCCCGAGAUCGUGUCGUCGGGCCCGGACAUGCUCAUCGAGUUCACGACGUCGCCAUACGACUGCCCCCACCACGAGAUGCCUUGGACGCACGUCGCCGGCUUCGAGCUGAAGGCGCAGACGCGAUUCACGGCCGAGACGAACCUCGGCGAGGACUGCCGCAUGGAGGUCCGCAGCUCGGCCAACCGCACGGGCUGGCUGGAGGGCCUCGCCCACAGCGUGCCGCCCAACACCACCUGCGUGUGGCAGUUCCUGGGCGAGCCCGGCCAGAUCGUGUGGAUCACCUUCGCGCAAUACAAAACGCACACGCAAGUCAAGAAACUACAGACGAAAUACUGCUCAACCAAGCUGACCGUCAACGACGGCGUGUGGCCCGAAGGGGACGAGAUCGCCUGCCACUGCCACGACAACGAGCCCCGCACCUGCGACCGAGCGCGCCGCCUGCUCGACGACCCCAACGUCAGGCCCUGCGGCAGGAACGAGUCGUACAUCUCCUCCGGCAGGAACCUCAGCAUCUCGCAACUCUUUGGCGACGGAAGCGUGGUGACCAAAGUGACCUUCUUGCUGAGGUACGAGUUCGUGGACCAGAUCCAGGCGGGCGAGUGGGACGGCGACCCCUGCAGGCGCGUCAUCCGCAGCGACGGGGCUGCGCAGGGCGGCAACUUCACGCUCACGGCGCCGCACAACAUCUUCCUGUACGGCCGCGGAGGAAGCCCGACCCUGUCGUGCUCGUGGCGGCUGCUGGCGGCGGAGGACCAGGUGGUCCGCCUCACCAUCAACAGCAUCCGAACGGGGUUGUCCGAGUGCAGGACGCAAGUGAAUCGCCAGACGAAGGCGCUCAUGUGCGUGCCCCGCGGCCGCGCGCACAUGUCGCUGACGGUGUCGGAGUGGCCGUGGCCAGACAUCGAGCUGCCGCUGGCCUGCGUGUGCUCGCAGGACUCGAUCCCGAUCACGGAGGUGUCCCACGGGCCCGACCUCACGCUGAACCUCACCAUCACGGGCAUGCAGCCGCACGAGGACUUCCGCCACUACUACUUCAACGUCUCGUACGAGUUCGAGAAGGCGCCGGGGUGCGUGGGCUCGACGCGCAUGCUGUCGGGGCCCGCCGGGGAGAUCGUGGCCGCGUCGUCGCCGUCCUCCGAGAAGGCCAAGUGCGAGGGCUUCCCGUGGCUGCUCAAGACGCCGCCCAACCACGCCCUCUUCCUGACCCUGCCGCGGGGCGAGCCUCGACAACGGCACGUGCGCCUCCGACACGCGCCUCUUCUUCCACGUGCCCGGGCGCGCCGAGCCCGUGUACGGCGUGUGCCCGGCGGCGGACCCGGCGGCGGCCAUCACGUUCUUCUGGGCCGCCGCAGCAGCGAGCUGGACUUCCGGGAGUCGUACGGCGGCCGAGGGUCGUCCCUGGUGGUGGUGUGGGAGCCGCGCAGCGCGUCGCGGCUCAAGCUGCGCUGGCUCACCACGUGGAGUCCGGCCGACCUGGAGGGCUACGACUACGCCUACGCCACGGCGUCCCUGGAGGGGCGCAGCGGCUGGCGCGACCUCCCGCCGGAGCCGCCCUGCAAGGAGCUGUGUCCCGAGCUGGGUCCUGCGUGCAUCCCGGCGGAGCUUUGGUGCGACGGGAAGCAGCACUGCCCGCAAGAGACGAACGGGCCCGAUAUAACGAAGACCACAUAUAAUUACACCGUCCUAGAACGAGCAUAUCGCCGGGUCACGUUACAACCAUACGGCUCCAAUACCUCUUGUCGAACUAUGAGAAGCACGCCGGACUGCAGGACCCCCGAUAAGCAUAGUUUAACUGUUAACAUCGCAAUUAGCAGCCUGGCGGAGUGUCCUUCGGGAUAUUUGUCCGCUUGCUUUGGGUGCUGCAAAGGGAACGGAUGA
Molecule: messenger RNA, 2841 nt
Organism: Penaeus vannamei (Pacific white shrimp)
Lineage: Eukaryota; Metazoa; Arthropoda; Malacostraca; Decapoda; Penaeidae
Source: RefSeq, a predicted model, not a curated record